Chaetomium fimeti is the source of this 279-nucleotide messenger RNA. Its product is annotated as thioredoxin-like protein. Lineage: Eukaryota; Fungi; Ascomycota; Sordariomycetes; Sordariales; Chaetomiaceae. The record is from RefSeq and is a predicted model, not a curated record. The transcript is spliced from 4 exons. The coding region runs from base 1 to 279 and encodes 92 amino acids.
AUGUCGGGCAGAUAUGCUUUCGCCAAGGGCCUGAAGGAGGUUCGCUUCCUCUUCUGCCAAACUGGCGAGCACAGCACUGCGACGAGGUCGUUCCUCUCGCGAGCAUAUCCCAUCAUGAAGAAGAACAACCCCUCGAUCCCCAUCAUGCUGCGUGAAGCCCAGGGCACACUCCCCAAGAUCUACGCGAGAUACGAGUUCGGAAAGGAGACGAGCGAGUCAUUAGAAGGUCUUUCGGACAAGCAGAUCGAGGACGCUGUUACGAAGCUCGUCAAGGAAUGA